UCAGUGCUUACGAAUCAGUUCGUUUGUUAAGAUGACUGCGGGAUCAUUGUGUUUUCUGUUCACUUUGGUGCUAGCACAUCAAGGAUCGGCCUAUUUCUUAGACUUCGAAUGCGUUAACCACAAGCCGCAUCAGGAUGUUUUUAAAGAAACACCUUGGAUGGCAUUUAUUGCAUCUCCCACAAAAAACUGUAGCGGAACGCUUAUCAAUAAACAAUAUGUCAUAACAACUGCUAGUUGCGUUUUCGAUCAAAGCGAAAGCACCGUUUUUUUGGGAAGGUUUGACAAUAUACCACAAAAUCGAAAUAGAUACGUCAAGCAUUCCGUCCAAAGCGUCUACACUCACAAACUGUAUAAUAAACAGACUUUCGAGCACGAUAUAGCUCUACUCUUGUUAGAUGAUCCUGUGACUUUUAAAAUGAGCAUACAGCCAAUAUGCAUUUGGUUGGGUGAGAUAACCAACUUGAACCAUUUGGAAUCCAACCGAUGGGGCUUAUCCGAAAAAAUGAUUUUCCAAAGAAUCAACACCGUUAAAAUUCUGAAAAUUAAAAAGUGCCGCGAUUCAUUUGGAAUAACUCUGAAAAAAUCGCAGAUAUGCGCUGGCUUUCAAAACGGUAACAUCUGUACGGAGACAGGAAGUUCGUUGGUUAAGCAGAUACAUUACUCGGGUAAACUUUGGAACACAUUAAUCGGAAUUCAGAGCUAUGGCGUUUCGGAAAGGUGUAUAUAUAAUAAAAUCGCACACUAUAUUGACUGGAUUGUGGGAGUCGUGCUGAAUGUAGAUGUUAUACUCCUCAAUUCUAGCGAUUCUGGAAGCGAUCCUAGACUAGAUUAGUAAACUAUUUGUAAUCCAUAUAAUAUCAUAGAUAUACCUACCGC
Drosophila melanogaster (fruit fly) is the source of this 876-nucleotide messenger RNA. RefSeq lists its product as uncharacterized. Bases 32 to 832 code for a protein of 266 amino acids. The record is from RefSeq and is marked reviewed. Gene Ontology annotation, biological process: proteolysis. NCBI's taxonomy places the organism in Eukaryota, Metazoa, Arthropoda, Insecta, Diptera, Drosophilidae. The transcript is spliced from 3 exons.